Molecule: messenger RNA, 2256 nt
Organism: Aureobasidium musti
Lineage: Eukaryota; Fungi; Ascomycota; Dothideomycetes; Dothideales; Saccotheciaceae
Source: the annotation of a GenBank genome assembly
AUGUUAGCGACGAGCAUGCCCGACACUGGCGACAUCUACAAAGCAUCGUCGGUGGCCGAGAUACGAGCUACCUUGGAGGAGCUGGGCCAACAGGAAGCUACCGUCACUGCCCGUCUAGAUGCCCUGCUGGCAUCGCAACGCGAUCUUUCGCGCCAAUUGACCAAGCUCGAUCUUGCGAGAGCUCAUCUAGGAUCCCAGGUCAUCCAAACCCGAUCUAUCAGCAAUGGCAUGCUCUCUUCAGCCGCUUCGACCGCCGCUCGCAUUUCUGGCGCCGUCAACCAGCUCGACCGCGAACAAGCCGCCGUGAAAUCCACCUUGAACGUCGUCGACCAGGUCGCCGAGCUCAAAGCCUGUGUUUUGGGUGUCAAUGGCUCCAUGGGUGCCGCCCAAGACUGGGAAACCGCCGCCUCUUACCUCCACCGCGCUUCCCAAAUUCCUGACCACGUCAUUGACGGCGCUUUCGCCCAAGAAAUCGUCCCUACCGCCGAAGUCCCGGAUGCGCCACGAAUCACGCUUACUGAAGCCUCGGAAAGUCUGUGUGGUCUAUUCCUGCGCGAGUUUGACAAGGCUGUGAGCGAGGGAGAUGGUCAGAGGGUCACUCGCUUCUUCAAGUUGUUCCCCUUGAUUGGCAAAUCAGACCAGGGCUUGGAUGCAUACGGUCGCUACGUCUGUACUGGCGUGGCUCAAAGAGCAAGGAACAAUCUCAGUGCAACAAACCAGCGUUCUGAUGGCCUAUUCUAUGCGAGCGCCUUGACCAAGUUGUUUGAGCAGAUCGCCUUGAUUGUCGAUGGUCAUGAACCUCUUGUCGAAAGACAUUACGGCCAGGGCUCCAUGGCCAAAGUUAUUGAGCGCUUGCAAGCAGAAGCAGAUACCCAAGGUGGCAUCGUACUUGACGCAUGGGCUGAUGAGCGCAGCCUUGCAAGAAAGAUCAAGGAUGUCAAAUCAUAUGCUUUUUCCUUUCUUGUCCAGAGCUUCCUCCCUAGCCAAAAGUCUUCUGCCGCAAGAUCUUCAUCUCCCGCCUCUAGUCGUGCUAGUGAGGAUGAGAGUGUCAACAUGAAGGAGAUUGAUGCACUUCUCAUCGAAGAACACAUAGCCAUGCCGGAUCUUCUUGCCAACAGCAGGCUGCACAAGAAGAUUGCAGACGCAUUGAUUGAUCCCUUCAACACCAUGUCCACCUUCUUCUUCCGUCGUUCCGUCGAAAAAGCCUUCCAAAUGGACGAGUCGCCUUUCGAAUUGACCCUUAAUCCAAACAAGCCUCUCGGCUCCAACCCUCCCUUCAUCACCUCUGCAGUCGACGAUGUUAUGUACAUUGUCAACCAAGUACUGCAGCGAACUUUGGCUACGUCACAAAGAUCCGUAGUUGCUAGCGUCAUGCCUUCGGUUAGUCGUGUCCUGACAGGCGACUUCUUCGGCAUGAUCCAACGCAAGAUGCGUGACGAGAGCUAUCCCAAGGCUGCCAUUCAAGGAGCGCUACCACCAGAGAGUGUCAUCAUAUCUUUUCUGGUACUUAUCAAUAACUUGGACGUCUCUACUGACUACCUGCGCCGGAUUGUCAACACUAACCUGGGUAAAGUCGACACCAAUAACCAAAGCCAAAAUCAGCACGCCGCCAUCUCGGAUCUUUUCCCCUUUGCACACGAUGCCGUCUUUGUCGAAAAUGCACUCAGCAAUAUCCUCAGCACCUUCGNNGAGUCCAAGACCAACGAUCUGAUAACCGAAGCUAUUGAGGUACUGCUCAAACAAGUCAUGCGACCACGUCUGCGUCCCGUCUUUGUCGAAACCUUCCGCGAUGUCGAAUACGUCCUUGACGACGAAGCCGCUUCCGAAACCACAGAAUCAGACACUGCAGUUGUCCAACGCUUCGAAAGAGGCUGGAUGCAAUUCACCCGCCCCAUCAAACGCAUCCUCACCGAUCGCACCUACGACGCUUUAAUCACCUCCACAAUUUCUUAUCUUGCUCGCGCACUCGAAAAGCGCAUCUGGAGCUACUACGGCCGUGUCAACGAACGCGGUGCUGCAAAGCUCGAACGCGACAUCUCUGGCAUUGUAAACGCUGCAGUCAAGGGCGGAAAAUACUCGCUCAGAGAUGCUUUCCAGCGAUGCACGGAGAUGACUCUGAUUCUGAAUAUGGAGGAGGAUGAGUGGGAGGAGGUGAGGGCGCAGAGUGUAGAGCAGCAGAGAGAUGCGGGACUUGAAUGGCAUUUGGAUGCUAGCGAGAGAGCGAAGACGAGGAGUAUCAUGACUGACUCGAGGUGA